Messenger RNA from Zingiber officinale, 846 nucleotides. RefSeq names its product ethylene-responsive transcription factor CRF2-like. Gene Ontology annotation, molecular function: DNA binding; DNA-binding transcription factor activity. Bases 1 to 846 code for a protein of 281 amino acids. The transcript has a single exon. The record is from RefSeq and is a predicted model, not a curated record. Gene Ontology annotation, biological process: regulation of DNA-templated transcription. Lineage: Eukaryota; Viridiplantae; Streptophyta; Magnoliopsida; Zingiberales; Zingiberaceae.
AUGAGAACGAGGAGGAAAAUGAAGAAAUUUGAGAGUUUCGAUUCCUCCGGCUUGAAUCCAGUGGAAGAAUCGGAGGGGUCGGCUUCACUGGAUUCAAUUUCGUCAAAAAUGUUGAGCAGUUCGGAGAAGAUCGGCAAAUGGAUCAGGCAAGUUCGAGUCUCGUUCACUGACCCUGAUGCCACCGAUUCUUCCAGCGAAGAAGAGGAUGAUAACCAUGGUGAUGGCUUGAAGAAGAGAAAGCGAGUUGCUUUCGUGAUCCCCGUCGACCCUGCAGCCGCUACUCGCGGGCCCGCAAAUCUCUCAAAAUCGAUGAAGACCCCCAUCUCCGGGAAGCAGAAGGGAGUACGGCAGCGGCGGUGGGGAAAAUGGGCGGCGGAGAUCAGAGACCCCAUCCGUGGCAUUCGUCUCUGGCUGGGCACUUUUCCGACCGCCAAUGAGGCGGCCGAGGCUUACCGUGCGGCUGCAAGGCGGAUUGAGAAGGAAAAAUCCCUUCUGCAACGCGAACGGCGCUUCUCCAAUGACGACGACGCUGUCGCCGGUUCCAUUUCAUCUUCCUCCACAGCGACAACGGCACAGGCGUUGGGGAUCCCCGUUCCAUCGUCCUCUGUCCUCGAAUCUUCCUGCUCGGCGAAAGAAAGUGCUUCGACUGGUGCCGCUGCUGUGCCGGCGGCGGAGGAGGAGUGGAUGGCAAGCAUUACAACGCCGGAAGUGGAAUUCGGGCUCGAUGAAGAGCCGUUCUUGGUCGGCGAGCUCGCCGAGGAUUUGAUCGGGCUUGCUGAUUUGCCGCUGUGGACGGAGAACUAUCUGGACUGCGGAGAUUUUUCAUUUCUAGAUCUUCAAAAUUAA